AACAGAAAGUUUUCUGACUCAAAACGUCAAACUCCUCCCUUUCAACACUUGUAUUGAGCUUGACUGAGCUGCGGAGCUGUCCUAGUAAAGCGGCAAGCAGGCGAGUGUUUGAUACCGUCUGCGAUCACACGGAAGCGGCAGAGGAGAAAAUCGCCGAACACGCUCACGACAGAAUAACACGCGAGACUGGGUUGUCCAUUCCACAGCACACAUCCAUGGCGCUGUGUAACGGGGAUAGCAAGCUGGAUAUUGUUGGAGAACCCAAAGAUGGUUUAUGUUCCUACGAGGGUGCCGUGGUGAUCCUUGAUGCAGGAGCACAGUAUGGGAAAGUGAUUGACAGGCGGGUACGAGAACUUUUCGUCCAGUCUGAGAUUCUGCCUCUGGAGACCCCAGCAUUUGCCAUCAGAGAGCAGGGUUUCAGGGCCAUUAUUAUAUCUGGAGGCCCAAACUCUGUCUAUGCAGAGGAUGCCCCCUGGUUUGACCCAGCCAUAUUCACCAUUGGAAAACCUGUUCUCGGCAUCUGCUAUGGAAUGCAGAUGAUGAAUAAAGUUUUUGGAGGCACAGUGCACAGGAAGUGUGUGAGAGAGGAUGGAGUUUUCGACAUUACUUUGGACAACUCUUGCUCUCUCUUUAGGGGCCUGCAGAAAGAAGAAGCUGUCCUGUUGACACAUGGAGACAGUGUCGACAAAGUUGCAGAUGGAUUUAAAGUUGUCGCCCAGUCCGGAAGUAUUAUUGCAGGUAUUGCUAAUGAACAAAAGAAGCUGUAUGGGACUCAGUUUCAUCCCGAGGUGGAUCUCACAGAGAGAGGGAUGGAUAUGCUACGCAACUUCUUGUUUGAGAUUGCUGGCUGCAGCAAUAACUUCACUGUCCAGAACCGUCAGCUCGCCUGCAUCAGAGAGAUCAGAGAGAAGGUGGACAAAUCCAAAGUUCUGGUUUUAUUGAGUGGUGGUGUUGAUUCGACUGUGUGCACAGCCCUGCUGAAUAAAGCCCUGAUUCAAGAACAGGUCAUCGCUGUUCAUAUUGACAAUGGGUUCAUGAGGAAAAAAGAGAGUCAGAGCGUUGAGGAAGCGCUGACAAAACUCGGCAUCAAUCUCAAAGUGGUAAACGCAGCACAUACCUUCUACAACGGCACAACGACUCUGCCAAUUUCAGAGGAAGACCGCACACCUAGAAAACGCAUCAGCAAAACGCUCAACAUGACCACCAAUCCAGAAGAAAAGAGGAAGAUCAUUGGGGAUACGUUUGUAAAAGUGGCGAAUGAGGUGAUCGGAGAGAUGAAUCUAAAGCCGGAGGAUGUGUACCUGGCACAAGGCACGCUCAGACCGGACCUGAUUGAGAGCGCCUCUCAUCUCGCUAGUGGGAAAGCAGAAGUUAUUAAAACACAUCACAACGACACAGAGCUCAUCCGCAAACUUAGAGAUGAGGGAAAAGUAAUCGAACCGCUGAAAGAUUUCCAUAAGGAUGAAGUAAGAGCAUUAGGUCGAGAACUAGGGCUCCCUGAAGAGAUCGUCUCUCGACACCCUUUCCCUGGUCCAGGUUUGGCCAUCAGAGUCAUAUGUGCUGAUGAGCCUUACAUCUGUAAAGACUUUGCUGAAACCAACAACAUCCUAAAAAUCAUCACAGACUUCUCAGCCAGUGUUAAAAAGCCACACACCCUUCUUCAGAGAGUGAAGUCGUGCAUAUCAGAUGAUGAGGAGGAGAAACUCAUGCAGAUCACCAGCCUUCAUUCACUAAAUGCCUUUCUGCUGCCAAUCAAAACUGUUGGCGUCCAGGGUGACUGCCGUUCAUACAGUUAUGUUUGUGGGGUGAGCAGUAAAGAAGCCCCUCACUGGGAUUCAUUGAUGUUCCUGGCCAGACUUAUCCCUCGAAUUUGCCACUCCAUCAACAGAGUUGUUUACGUCUUUGGGUCACAUGUAAAAGAGCCACCCACUGACAUCACUCCCACCUUCCUGACAACUGGUGUACUGAGCACACUAAGACAGGCUGACUUUGUAGCUCACUCCAUUUUGAGAGAGUCUGGCUACUCUGGCAAGAUAAGUCAAAUGCCAAUCAUUCUUACCCCACUGCACUUUGACCGUGACCCGCUACAGAAGCAGCCGUCUUGCAGACGAUCCGUCGUCAUCAGAACCUUCAUCACCAGCGACUUCAUGACGGGCAUUGCCGCUACACCAGACAACCAAAUCCCUGAAGAGGUGGUUCUCAAAAUGGUCAACGAGAUCAAGAAAAUCCCGGGUAUAUCGAGGGUGAUGUAUGACCUCACAUCAAAGCCACCAGGAACAACAGAGUGGGAGUAAAACAGUGGACUUUAUCAUCUUACCUAUCCUUGUCUCCUCUUAAAGUCCUUCUCUACCUCCCCCCUUCCCAGUACUGCUACAUUCCCCCCAAACCCCUUAUCUUUGUUUCCGCGACCCCCUUUAGGCACGCCGCCCUGUCAUUGUCCCACUGAGACGAACAUUCCCUACACUGGCAGGUUGUACUGUGAUUGGCGCAAAACUGCUACUUCACUUCCGCCUCAUUUUCUGGAGUCGGUUGUAAUAUUGGUAUUAUUAUUAUUAUAAAUAUUGCUGUUGUCAUUAUCUUCAUCAUUGAUGAUGAUAUUGAUACAUGGAUUUAGUUUUUUUAUAUAAAUAUAUAUAUCAGCUCUGUGUUUCAUGCAUUGUGACUGGUCACUUCUUCAUAGUCGCUAUUGUAGCCACUGAAGGUCAAAGGUCAUAUUCGGACAGUUGACUGUCCGAGUGCAGCAUGACACAAACAAGCAGCUUUUUCUUAAAGACUUCUGUGUCAAGGACUAAGUUCCUAGUGCUGUUUUCUGCCAUCUUCAAGUUCAGUUUGUUUUCACUAACCCAGCUUGCGCAGUGUUGAUUUUUGGUUGGAUUUCUUACCUGAACCCUUCUGAUGGAGGUGGCAGGUGAUAACUCACUCACACAAUAAGUCGUGACCAAUCAGUGUUUUCAAUAUUAUUUGCCAAAUACAGAGUUUUACGAGUGCUGCUGUCACGGCAUGGUUGGUUUAACAGAGGCUCUAAACAUUGGAGAGCUCCUGGAUUUGUGCCUGUUUUAUCUUUUUUGGUUAUUUUGUUUUUCAGGGAUGUGAUUUUAUUUUAUUUUGCAUUAUUUUCCUCUCUCUCUUUUCUAGAAUGUUGAUAAAAGAAAAAAUUAAAAAUGUAAAAUAACUGAUGUCUGGCUUUUACGUCAACGUCAUUAAGUUCGCCUGGGCUGGAUUUUCUUAAUUUUGUAUUGUUUUACAGUUCAAUAAACUUCAAACAAUCUUUACCAGAGUAGCAAAAUUGCAUAAGACUGCAUUAUUUUUUAAGGAUAAAUAUGCUUUUUAUCUCAUUGGCCUAUUUAUUGUCUUGUUUUAAACAUAAAUUUAUCAAAAAUGUUUAUGCUUAAAACGAGAGAAAUUUCCACUAGACUAAAUGUUGUUUCUUUUUGAAAGUUUGAAAUUUUGGCUUCUCUGGUAAAUUUAUCUUGUUUAAAAACCGUUUAGGUAUUUUUUACUGGAUAACAACAAAGAAAACUAAUUAAAAAAUUAUUUUUUGUUUUAGUAGGAUGAAUAGUGUACUUAUUUUCACCAAUAAAGGCCUUGGUAUUUUCUUGUGCUGAGCAGAGCAAUAGUGUUUCGAGAGAGAGAGAGAUGAUCGAGGGGACUCAUGAAACCCUUUCAAUAGGUCAGAUUAGCAGAUUUUGGACCAUGAACUGCUGUCAAUGUAAGUGUGGUCAUGUUAAUAUUCCAAUCUUAACAGUAGCCUGGUCUUAUAUAUAAAUAUAUAUAGAGAGGGAGGGACUUUGACUGGGCACAAAUGGAAAACAAUGUCCAGCCCUCGGUCUAAUUUAAGAUGUAGAGAAUUGUUAUGAUAAAUGUAACAUACUCUGUAUUUAUUGUCUUUAAAGAUUUUCGUUUCACUCUUCCGUUGUCACAAUAGCAAAAAACAUCCUUGUCUUAAAUGCAAAAUCUUAAUGUCUUUUCUCUCUGUCAUCUUUGUUAUAGUGUAUAUUUUACUUGUCUAUUAAAUACAUCUAACAAGUUCA
Misgurnus anguillicaudatus (oriental weatherfish) is the source of this 4031-nucleotide messenger RNA. NCBI's taxonomy places the organism in Eukaryota, Metazoa, Chordata, Actinopteri, Cypriniformes, Cobitidae. The record is from RefSeq and is a predicted model, not a curated record.